Messenger RNA from Lycium ferocissimum, 655 nucleotides. Its product is annotated as gibberellin-regulated protein 5-like. The transcript is spliced from 3 exons. The record is from RefSeq and is a predicted model, not a curated record. Bases 230 to 553 code for a protein of 107 amino acids. Lineage: Eukaryota; Viridiplantae; Streptophyta; Magnoliopsida; Solanales; Solanaceae.
UUAAUGAUAAUUAUUGAUUUCUUAGACCUGGAAUAAGAUAUAACAUAUUUGUCCUUACCGUAUAAUAACUGGAAUGAUAAUCUCCAUCAAGAUUACUUACUAUAAUACAUAUAACUAAAAUUAAUGAAAGAUUACAUUCAUGCUUAUAUAAAAGGGAUGUCCUGCAACCACUCUUCCAUCAUCAAGAAAAGAAGCAACAACUAGUUAAAUCUCAUAUAACAGUUCAAGCAUGACAUCUCAAUCUACUUUGCUCGUCUUGCUCCUUGCAUUAGUAUGUCUCAUUCAAGUCUCUUUGGCAAGCCAACGUUUUGAUGCAUCCUAUCUGGCAAAGCCUCCUGUUGGCCCAACAACUUGCCCAGUUCCUACAACUCAGUGUUCAAGUGCUUGUGACAGACGAUGCUCAGCAACAUCGCAUAAGAACAAUUGUUUAAUGUUCUGCAACAUGUGUUGUAACUGGUGCCAAUGUGUUCCACCUGGUACAUAUGGACAAAAAGAAUGUUGCUCAUGCUACAAUGAUUGGAAGACAGAGCAAGGGACACCAAAAUGCCCUUAAACUUGAUAAUAUUUAUAGAUAAUUAUUUUUUGUGGACUUCUUAUAUGUACUUGUCAUGAAAUUGAUUCUUCCAUGUCAUGAAAAGCAAAUAUAUGCUUAUUA